AUGGGAGCACAGCCGGGGGGCUCCUGCAACCAUCUCCCUCCCUCUCCCCUUUCCCCACAACCAUCUCUCUCCCCAUUUCCCCCAGUAAUACCCAUCCCUCUCCCCAUUUCCCAUAGCCAUCUUCCUCUCUCUGAUGUGCGCUCCUCGUGGUACCUUCUGGACCUGGUUCUGUUGCAGGACGUGUGUUCCUUGUGGUACCUUCUGAAUCUGGUUCCACUGAAGGAUGUGUGCUCCACAUGGUACCAUCUGGAACUAGUUCCACUGGAGGACGUGUGCUCCUCAUGGUACCUUCUGGACCUGGUUCUGCUGCAGGAUUGGUGCUCCACAUGGUACUGUCUGGACCUAGUUCUGCUGCAGGACUGGUGCUCCACAUGGUACCGUCUGGACCUAGUUCUGCUGCAGGACUUGUGCUCCAUGUGGUACCAUCUGAAUCUGGUUCCACUGAAAGACGUGUUCUCCACAUGGUACCGUCUGGAACUAGUUCCACUGGAGGACGUGUGCUCCUCAUGGUACCUUCUGGACCUGAUUCUGCUGCAGGAUCGGUGCUCCACAUGGUACCAUCUGGACCCAGUUCUGCUGCAGGACGUGUGCUCCUCAUGGUACCUUCUGAACCUGGUUCUGCUGCAGGACGUGUGCUCCAUGCGGUACCACCUGGAACCAGUUCCACUGAAGGACAUUUACUACUCAUGUUACCUUCAGGACUUGGUUCUGCUGCAGGAUACGUGCUCACUGUAG
Molecule: messenger RNA, 735 nt
Organism: Opisthocomus hoazin
Lineage: Eukaryota; Metazoa; Chordata; Aves; Opisthocomiformes; Opisthocomidae
Source: RefSeq, a predicted model, not a curated record